GCACACGCCACAGUCCACGCACGCGCACAUUCCUGAAACGCACGCUCAGGAUUGUUUUUGUGGACCGACUCAGGUAUCCGCGGAGUAUAAUCAGCCUCUGAGAUGUCCCAGCUCAGCGGGGAAAACAGUGCCCCAGAAAUGAGCGCAGUGAAUGGCGACAGCGACGUCUUGCAGACGGGAGUAGGCGGCAGGAGGCGGGCGCAGGAGCCGCAGGAAGGCCCAGUGGUGGAAGCAGCCCGCCCCAUGGCGAGGGUGCGGGGCUCGGUUCCCAGGCUGAUGUCAGUGCCCAGCCUCCACGGGGAGCUGGGCCUCAUAGGAUUUAAUCACCAGCGGUUAGUCCACCAGUACCUGAAUAAUUCCCCCAUGAUCCCAGUCAGGAUACUCCGCGACAUCGAGGAACGCCGCAGGCAGUUUGUGGAAGGCUGCAGGGCCAGAGAAGCAGCCUUUGAUGCGAAUCCCCCGGAGAUGGACUCCGAGGCCGUAGCUUUCGCCCUCGCUGUGACUGCCGCGGAGGCCGGCAGUCCUCUGGCCGACUGAGUUGGCAAUCAGGUGGGUGGCAAGGAGGUCAGGUGAAAAGGCGAAGACAGGCUUGCGCAGACCUAGUUAGUUGGUCGUUAGAGGGGAAAUGCAAGCUUCGAAGAAAAUACUGCAGUGCGCAGUGAAACGCGGAAACGGCCAGAAAAAGAAAUCGAAGGGCACCCGAGACUGUUGGACGCUGCUUCCUAAGAGGUGCCAGGACACUUAGGACAUCACUUUGUGAGUUAGGCAUCCUUCAGCGUUUGUGGGAACUCUUAGAACAGUUUCAUCAUAAAGAAUGGUUUUCCAAAGAUACAUAGUAAAAAAAAA
Octodon degus (degu) is the source of this 846-nucleotide messenger RNA. RefSeq names its product EP300 interacting inhibitor of differentiation 2B (gene Eid2b). Bases 103 to 537 code for a protein of 144 amino acids. Gene Ontology annotation, biological process: negative regulation of DNA-templated transcription. Gene Ontology annotation, molecular function: transcription corepressor activity. Gene Ontology annotation, cellular component: nucleoplasm. The transcript has a single exon. The record is from RefSeq and is a predicted model, not a curated record. NCBI's taxonomy places the organism in Eukaryota, Metazoa, Chordata, Mammalia, Rodentia, Octodontidae.